Messenger RNA from Cimex lectularius (bed bug), 2747 nucleotides. RefSeq names its product ADAM 17-like protease (gene Tace). The record is from RefSeq and is a predicted model, not a curated record. Bases 357 to 2519 code for a protein of 720 amino acids. Gene Ontology annotation, cellular component: plasma membrane. The transcript has 14 exons. Gene Ontology annotation, biological process: Notch signaling pathway; membrane protein ectodomain proteolysis. Gene Ontology annotation, molecular function: metalloendopeptidase activity. NCBI's taxonomy places the organism in Eukaryota, Metazoa, Arthropoda, Insecta, Hemiptera, Cimicidae.
UGAUCCCACAGAUGAGUCAGUGUUUUUUUAUCUGUUAGCUUGAGAGUAAGAUAUAGCAAAAGUAAACAAUUCUAAUCAAAAAUAUCAGUAUACAGUCGAUAUUGGUAGAUUUGGAAUUUUUGUAAGGCAAUUUCAUUUUGUACCAACUACCAAGCAAUCCUAGCUUUCAAUAUAUUGGACCCUGACUCACAGCUACGCUAGCGCUUUAAGCGCCUGGAUUUUUGUUGAAUGCAUGAUAUGAUAUCAAUCUGUUGGAGUUGGAAAGUAGUUGGGAACGGGAAGUUGCUGUCAACUUGGUACGAUGAGGUUCUGGUUGUAUUGCUUCCAUCGUAGUCGUUUUUAAAAUAACAUACAACAUGUUCAAAAAGCACAUGUCAUUUUUUGCACUGCUGUUCAGCACGGGUUUCGUAUGCGGUUCCAUACACAAGAAUUUAAAACACUUCAAUACAAUCCACGCUUCCGAGCUGACGCACAACAUAGUAAAAAGAGGACUUCAAGACAGUUCACACCCUUAUAAUAAAAUAAAAGAAGUCAAUUUCAAAACACUCGGAAGGAAUUUUCGACUUAUCCUUACACCACGGCGAGGUGUACUUCAUUCCAAAUUCCAAGCGUACUCUGUUGACGGUGACGGCAAGGAAAAACCCAUUGCAGUAGAUCAUGAAAACUUUUAUGAGGGAAGACUCUUUGGCGAGAAUCAAUCAGAAGCCAGUGUUCACCUGGAAAAUGGCAUUAUGACUGCUGCAAUUCAUCUUCCUGAUGAGACCUAUCACAUUGAGCCCUCUUGGAGGCAUUUGCCAGAGCUUGGUAAUGAGACGAUGCUGGCAUAUAGAGAAUCCGACAUAAAGCUAAGCUGGCAUGAUUCCGGUUUCAGCCCUUGUGCUCAUGUCAAAGAAGGAAAUGAUGAAGAUUUUGAAGAAGAUGAAGAAAAUGAAGAUGGGCCGAAGACGAGAGCGAAACGACAAACAGACCAAUACGAGUACACUCCUACUAAAACUAGAUGCCCUUUGUUGCUAGUCGCCGAUUACAGAUUUUACCAAGAAAUGGGAGGUGGUAACACAAAAACCACAAUUAAUUAUCUUAUAAGCCUCAUUGACAGAGUGCACAAAAUUUACAAUGAUACAAUAUGGCAGGACAGGGGUGAGAGCGAGGGCUUUAAAGGAAUGGGGUUCGUCAUUAAAAAGAUAGUCGUUCAUUCAGAGCCGACAAGAGUGAGAGGAGGUGAAGCUCAUUAUAACAUGAUCAGAGAAAAAUGGGAUGUGCGGAAUCUAUUGGAGGUGUUUUCAAGGCAAAACAUAACAAAAGCCUAUUGUAUGUCCCAUCUCUUCACUCAUCAAACUUUCGAUUCAAGUCUGGUACUCGGUAUGGCCUACAUAGCUUCGCCAAACCUAAAGUCCGUCGGCGGAAUCUGCACAAAGGAGUAUUUCAAAAAUGGUUAUACCUUGUACCUUAACUCUGGGUUAAGCUCGUCCAGAAACCAUUACGGUCAACGGGUCAUAACUCGUGAGGCCGAUUUGGUAACAGCUCAUGAAUUUGGGCACAAUUGGGGUUCAGAACAUGACCCGGAUUUAGCAGAGUGUAGCCCAAGUGCUAGCCAGGGAGGCUCAUAUUUGAUGUAUACAUACAGCGUGAGCGGUUACGAUGUGAAUAAUAAAAGAUUUUCACCCUGCAGCCUUCGUUCCAUAAGAAAAGUUCUGCAAGCCAAGUCUGGCAGAUGCUUCUCAGAGCCAGAAGAAUCAUUCUGUGGAAACCUAAGAGUAGAAGGUGAUGAAGAAUGUGAUGCUGGCCUCUUGGGAACAGAAGACAAUGAUGCUUGCUGUGAUAAAGUGUGCAAACUUCGCCAAGGGGCAGUAUGCAGUGAUAAAAAUUCUCCUUGCUGUCAAAACUGUCACUUCAUGCAUGCCGGCAUCAAAUGCAGAGACGCCCAAUAUUCAACGUGCGAGCAAGAGUCCCGUUGUUCAGGCGUUGCGUCGGAGUGUCCUAAAUCGGCAGCGAUGACCGACGGCACGGAAUGCCUUGAGAGAGGGAAGUGCAGGCUGGGCAAAUGCAUACCUUACUGUGAAACGCAGGGUCUUCAGAGCUGCAUGUGCGAUACAAUCGGCGAGGCGUGCAAGAGGUGUUGUAGGAUGAACUUAAACGAGACGUGCUUUACCGUUACACCACACGACAUUCUGCCGGAUGGAACACCAUGCAUACACGGGUUUUGUAAUAAGGGCAUCUGUGAGAAGACUGUUCAAGAUGUUGUAGAAAGAUUCUGGGAUAUAAUAGAAGACAUAAAUAUAAAUAAAGUACUGCUCAUACUCAGGGACAAUGUCGUCGGAGCCGUUAUUAUCGUCACAGCGCUUAUAUGGAUACCUGCCAGCUGUCUUAUUAACUACUUUGACAAAAAACGGCUAAGUGUUCCAGACGUGGACUAUCCGGGGAGUACAUAUCGAAUAAUCAAUGAUGAAUUAUGGGGUGCACUUGAGACAAAAAAAGUCAUCACUAUGAAAGUAGCGAGGUCGAAUAUACAACCAAUGUGAUAACAUUCAUUCCUCUUAUAGAUUUUGUAAAGGACAAUUUUAAUCAAUGUCAUAUUGGUUUUAUGUAAUAAUUCAAAAUUAUUGUAACUUUGUUUCUAGUCAUUAUAUUCACAACUUGUUAAAGUUACCAAAAUUUUCAUUAAUUGUUUUGUGAGUUUCUCAUGGUACAUUGUCUAUCUGUUUGAUUGUUUAUAAAACAUUUUUAUUGAAACCUUAUUUAUUAAACAC